AAGCUUAGCUGGAGAAAGUGACGUCUCUGGGCUGUUCAAAUCUUUUUCUUUCUCUCUUCCGCAAAAAAUAAUUCUCUUCGCAAUCUUCCGCCGCCGAUAAUGCAGAUGCAGACGAGAAGUGUUCAAGUGAAGAAUGUCUCAGAUCUAGCAACGGAGCGGGAGAUUCACGAGUUUUUCUCCUUUUCAGGCGACAUAGACCACAUCGAGAUUAUACAAGAAGCUGGGAAUUCUAGAAUCGCAUUUGUUACGUUUAAUGAUCCGAAAGCCCUUGAAAUCGCGCUCUUAUUAUCGGGUGCCACAAUUGUAGACAAGAUCGUUACAAUAACUCCAGCUGAGAACUAUGUUCCUAGGCGUGAGAUACAGGAAGUAAGAACGGUAGAGAACGCGAUGCCCACAGCACCAACACGCCAGACCACGGAUGGCAACGGUAGAGCGUAUGUUAGUAAAGCGCAAGAUGUGAUGGCUACUGUUUUGGCAAAAGGGUCUGCUCUUGGACAAGAUGCAGUGAACAAGGCCAAAGCUUUUGAUGAGUUGCACCAAUUAAGAGCCAACGCUUCUGCCAAAGUUUCAUCUUUUGACAAGAGAGUUCGGCUUACCGAGAAGUUCAAUGUAGGCAUAUCUGCUGUUAACGAGAAAGUAAAAUCUGUUGAUCAAAAGCUUCAGGUUUCCGAUAAAACCAUGGCGGCAAUAUUUGCAGCCGAGAAGAAGUUGAACGACACGGGUUCAGCUGUCAAAUCAAGCAGGUACGUAACUGCAGGAGCUGCUUGGUUUAGUGGUGCUUUCAGCAAAGUUGCGAGAGUAGGUCAGAUUGCUAGCUCGAAAACCAAAGAGAAGUUCAAUCUAGCCGUCUCAAAUAUAGCUUCCAAGGAUACACCGAUUGCUGUAUAAUAAAGGUUGGAAUCGGGUAAAGCGUUGAAGUCAGGAUCAAUCAAAGCUGCAAAAAGCUACGGCCUGGCCUUAUGUGAACAAAUUUUGUGUGAUAUUCUAGCACAUUCCUCCUAUUCUUUAGUGUUUCAUCAUAUUCUCUGCAAUGGUCACCAAAAUUUACUUCAUUUGCUUCAUGUUUUGCAUCAGUGUAAGUGUUUUUGAAUUAACCUUUUCGGUCUGUGUUUGUAUUAGAACUGCAUUGAAACGAUGUGUUCUCUACCCUAUAUGAUAUCUUCCCUUUAUUUGAA
Eutrema salsugineum is the source of this 1175-nucleotide messenger RNA. Its product is annotated as binding partner of ACD11 1. Lineage: Eukaryota; Viridiplantae; Streptophyta; Magnoliopsida; Brassicales; Brassicaceae. The record is from RefSeq and is a predicted model, not a curated record. Gene Ontology annotation, molecular function: RNA binding. The transcript has 8 exons. Bases 100 to 888 code for a protein of 262 amino acids.